GUUGUCCUUUGUGUUGCAAGAACUCAGUGUAGUGUCAGCGACCAAGGUGCGUCCAAACACUCACUGGUAGAGCAAGAAUUUGGUGUUUGUUCGGUUAAUUGGACUCACGAUUUCCCGAAGACAGCAAGAGAAGCAAUCCAAUGCUAGCAUCAACCGCAAGCUCUCACUAUGGGAAACCACUUCUCAAGCUUCAAUCAGACCCCAAUCUGGUGGUUUCACUACGUUCUUCAAGAACUAGCUCACAUCUCGCGUCGUUCUUUCCUCCCGACAAUUCCUGCAUUCAAUUCACACUACAACGAAAAUUUCGCCCGCAGUCACUGUUAAACCAAUCUGUUGGUGUUCCGCCCACCAAUCUAGCUGCAUUAUCGGCAAUCUCCAAAACUUCUCGGUUAAGCUAUUUCUCUCCUCUUCGUUGCGGCGUUUCAUCGAGUGGGUAUAGCGCAAAUGGUGGUCGGAGUUUUCGGGAUUGGGUGGAGCUCGCCGGAGAGGUCCUCUCCACGGCGUUUCCCUUGUGGGUUACAAUUGGGUGCGCAUUGGGAUUGGUCAAACCUAGUUCCUUCGACUGGGUCACGCCCAAACUUAGCAUUCUUGGUCUAACCACGAUCAUGCUUGGCAUGGGUAUGACGCUUACUCUUGAUGAUCUUCGUGGAGCUCUUGCUAUGCCUAAGGAAGUACUCUCUGGAUUCGUGCUUCAGUAUUCGGUUAUGCCAAUAUCUGGAUUUCUUGUAAGCAAACUCUUAAAUCUGCCAUCACAUUAUGCAGCUGGUUUAAUAUUGGUUGGGUGCUGUCCCGGUGGUACGGCUAGUAACAUUGUUACUUAUCUUGCACGAGGCAAUGUGGCGCUUUCUGUUGUAAUGACAGCUGCAAGCACUUUUGCCUCUGUGGUCAUGACUCCUUUUCUGACAGCAAAACUAGCUGGUAAAUAUGUAGCUGUGAAUGCAGCUGACUUGCUGCUAUCAACUUUGCAGGUUGUGCUCCUACCUGUUCUGGCUGGUGCUUUUUUGAAUCAGUUUUUCCAACCUAUUGUUAAAUUUUUCAACCCAUUGAUGCCACCAGUUGCUGUAGCAACCGUGGCAAUUUUAUGUGGACGUGCCAUUGCCCAGAGUUCUUCAGCAAUCCUCAUGUCUGGAGGACAAGUAAUUCUGGCUUCCUGUCUUCUUCAUGCUUUUGGGUUUUCAUUCGGUUACAUACUUGCAAGGAUGCUGGGAAUAGAUGUGUCUUCAUCACGAACAAUUUCCAUUGAGGUUGGCAUGCAGAACUCAGUGCUUGGAGUUGUGUUGGCUACAAAGCAUUUUGGGGAUCCGCUGACAACAGUACCAUGUGCAGUUUCCAGUGUAUGUCAUUCAAUCUUUGGGAGCGCAUUGGCAGGAAUUUGGAGACGCUCCGUACCCUGAGUGAAGAAUUUUGUAUGUAGUUAGUUGUUGAAUUUAUGCAUUAACUUGUUCAUAUGGUUGGGGCUGUUUCAAAGAUGUACGUUAUACUUUUCAAUCGUCAGUUAGAAUUGCAGCUAGGUUGUUUAAUUACCUUUCAGUUCAGAUUGAAUUAUGCUUGCCUGCUAUCAGCAUGGAUAGAUGGAGUUUGGACAUAAUAAUUUAGGUGAUAAAUCUAAGCUUAAACCUGUGAGCACAUUUUCACAAUGAAAA
Molecule: messenger RNA, 1643 nt
Organism: Neltuma alba
Lineage: Eukaryota; Viridiplantae; Streptophyta; Magnoliopsida; Fabales; Fabaceae
Product: probable sodium/metabolite cotransporter BASS1, chloroplastic
Exons: 7
Coding region: 141-1394 (417 amino acids)
Cellular component (GO): membrane
Source: RefSeq, a predicted model, not a curated record